Messenger RNA from Caenorhabditis remanei, 774 nucleotides. RefSeq lists its product as uncharacterized. Gene Ontology annotation, molecular function: protein binding. Gene Ontology annotation, biological process: embryo development. The record is from RefSeq and is a predicted model, not a curated record. NCBI's taxonomy places the organism in Eukaryota, Metazoa, Nematoda, Chromadorea, Rhabditida, Rhabditidae. Bases 1 to 774 code for a protein of 257 amino acids. The transcript is spliced from 3 exons.
AUGGUACUGAGUAAGCCGUUGCCACUGAGAAAGUUGCCAAUGGUUGUAUUCAGAAAAGUGUUAUCCCACUUGUCGCCAAAUGAAUUAAUUCUCCUGGCUCAAUGCUCGAAGAUAACCAAAUCUUUCGUCCGAGCUUAUUAUCCGAAGAAAUUGACGAUGUCAAUGUCCUUCUGUCAUUUCGAGAUUCAAAUCUUUGAAGAAUGUGGUAAAUGUUAUGAGUAUUCUGCCACUUCUCCUGAUCCUUUUCGCCAUCCAACAGUCUAUUGUUGCUAUCCGACGGAGGAAUCAAUAAAAAGAACACUCGAGUUGAUGGAUACAUUUUAUGAUACACUCGGUGCAAAAUUGCUGUUGGUCAAGUUAUAUUCUCUUGGAGAAGUUGAUGCUUCAAUUAUUAUCGAUCGGGUACACAGGAAUCAACCAGUGUUGCAAAGACUCAAGUGGAAAGUACUGCAAGUAUCUGAAAGUACUAAAAAUUCCAUUUUGGGGAAGUUGAAGUGCAAAGAGCUUAUUCUUGAAUUCUCCAAAUGGUUCAAACUCUCCGACUUGUUAUCAUCCACGUGUGACAAAUUCGGAUUGGAACGAUCUACAUGGACUGGAGAAGAUUUGAACACUUUCUUGAAGGAAUGGGUCAAGGGUCGACUUCCAAACUUAUCUUUUUUCUGGAUUGAUACCAAUUCGCUUUUUGAUCAAGAAUCAGCGAAAAAUGGAUUGGAGCUGUUGGAUUCAAACCUCCUGACGAUUGGACACUCAAGUGGAAAUUCAUCCGGAAUGUAA